Monomorium pharaonis (pharaoh ant) is the source of this 2629-nucleotide messenger RNA. RefSeq lists its product as uncharacterized. The transcript has 8 exons. Bases 20 to 2347 code for a protein of 775 amino acids. Gene Ontology annotation, cellular component: plasma membrane. The record is from RefSeq and is a predicted model, not a curated record. Gene Ontology annotation, biological process: detection of chemical stimulus involved in sensory perception of smell; sensory perception of smell. Gene Ontology annotation, molecular function: odorant binding; olfactory receptor activity. Lineage: Eukaryota; Metazoa; Arthropoda; Insecta; Hymenoptera; Formicidae.
CAAGGUCCGCAGAAAAAAAAUGCCGCGAAACGAGCAUCAUCAAAACGAUGUUUUGUACAUCAUGCAACCAACUAGCAAAAUUUUGCGUGCGAUCGGUGUUUGGCCCUCCAUCCGUAAAGAAAGAUCCGUAUACACGAAUGCUCAAAAUCUCUUACUAAUCUGUAUAUCUUAUACUCUCCUCUCUUCCGAUCUUAUACCCGGUACCCUUUACUGGUUGAUGGGUGGAACGACGCAAGUUCGACUACAGCUGAUUCCUCCUCUUUUCUACGACAUUAUGUCCAUGAUUCAAUACAGUAUCUUCAUAUUUCGCUGUGAUCAGCUCAGGCAAUGCUUGAAGCAUGUUGAGGAGGAUUGGAAGAAUAUCUUCAGCGUGGAUGUACGGAACAUUAUGUUAAAAUCCGGGAGAACGGGGAAGCGUCUGGUUACAAUCUGUGGAAUCUUCAUGUACAGCGGCGCCAUUACUUUCCGAACAAUCCUGCCGCUAGCGCAAGAAAAGAUCGUCACCGAUCAGAAUGUCACGUUGAGAAACUUAGCCUGUCCGGGUUACUUCUUUUCCCUUGACGUGCAAGUCAGCCCUUUUUACGAGACGGUCUUUGUAAUCCAAUUUCUAUCGUCUAUCGUUACAGUCUCGAUCGUGACAAGUGCAUGCGGCCUCACGGCGAUUUUCGUGAUGCAUGCUUGCGGCCAACUGAAAAUCCUUAUCAAUUUGAUGAGAGACCUCGUGCAGAAACAGUGGCAAAAGGAACAUGAAGUGGAUAAGAAACUAGCUGAGAUAAUCGAGCAUCAAAUAAGAGUGCGCAAUUUUUUACGAUUGGUACAACAUACCUUGCAGGAAAUAUAUCUGAUGGAAAUUCUGGUGAAUUCGAUAACUAUCUGCAUUUUAGUGUAUUUUAUGACAAUGGACUGGCAAAAUAGAAAUAUAACAUCUGUAUGUACUUAUUUGAUAAGUAUUGUAAACGUGACAAUCCACAUAUUUCUAUUUUGCUAUACCGGUGAACAGCUUACUAGUCAGGUCAGUCUUAAAAAUAUUAACGUGUUCGAUUUAAACACGCGUCCACUAUAUUUCACGCGCGUUUUGCAUCACGUUUCGUACGACAAAUCCAUAACGUUACAGGUAGUCGUACUAUUUUAUAAAAAUACACUCGCGCUAGAAAUGUACCCAAAUAAAAAUUACACCAACGACAUAAAAUACACUACACAACUAAAUCGCAUCAUUUGCCACCUACUGGGUGUUUGGCCGGAUGCAGAAUUCUCGUUUCUCAAAAAUCUCAAAAGCAAUUCGUUAAUAUUGAGCUGCUUUUUCCUUCUCGGUUGCGAGCUAAUCCCGACAAUUCUGUACGUAGUGUUCAUAGAGAAACGAACUCGCGUCAGAUUGAAGCUUAUAUCAUCUAUACUUUUCACGACAGUUGCGGUUCUCAAGUACUUUUUCCUGGUGCUUAGCAAAAACCAAGUAAGAAAUUGUCUAGCGCAAGUGAAAGACGAUUGGCAAAAUGUCGUGAGCGCGAGGUCUCGUAAUUCUAUGAUUAACAAAGCCAAGAUUGCAAAGCGUUUGCUCGUCCUCUGCGGUAUAUUCAUGUACACCUCUGGCUUGUAUUUUCGUACUAUCGUGCCGCUAAGCAAAGGAAAGUCCGUAACCGAUCAGAACAUCACGAUCAGGCAUUUACCAUGCCCAAGUUAUUAUGUUCUGUUCAACGGGCAAAUCAGUCCCGCGUACGAAAUCAUGUUCUUUAUACAGUUCUUCUCCGGAUUCAUCAAGUACACCAUUACGGUGGCGAUCUGCAGCCUCGCCGCUCUCUUUGUUAUGCAUCUAUGUGGGCAGCUGGAAAUAUUAAUGGCAUUAAUAGACAACCUAAUAAACGAAACGGAAGAAACGAAUUUAAAUAGAAGGCUAGCUUUGGUCGUGGAACAUCAGAUCAAAAUGCGAAAUUUCUUGCGAUUGGUGCAGAACACUUUGGAACAUACGAGCUUGUUAGAAGUAAUGGGAUGUACGAUAGUUGUAUGUCUCCUAGGACACGAUAUUAUCACGGAAUGGGAAGAUCAAAAUGUGAUAUCUAUGUGUUCCUAUAUUAUUCUGCUCACGUCAAUUGGCUUCAACAUUUAUAUUUUUUGUUUUAUUGGUGAACAACUUUCCAUAGAGGGAGAGAAAUUAGCAUUAACAGUAUGUACAUUGGCUUGGUACCGUCUUCCGAAUGCGAAAGCACGAUCACUGAUAUUAAUCAUCGCAAUGUCGAUUGUUCCGAAGAAACUUAGAGCAGGAAAGUUCUUUGAUCUUUCCAUCAGGACAUUCGGUGAUGUUGUUAAGACAGCUGUGACGUAUCUUAAUUUUAUUCGAAAAAUGAUGGAGUAAUAUUUUGAUGCUUUGUACAAAAAUAUCUAACUGUAUAUCUUUAUUGUAGAAAUGUAACCAUUCAGUAGAAAUAUUAAUUAUUUUAGCAGAAGUAUUAACAUAAGAAUAAAAAUAUUAAGCUAGAAAAUGUUAUGUAACACAAAUUUACUCUAAUUUAAACAUACUAUAAAAAAAAUACGGUAUUUUGAAUAUUUUUUAAUUUAUGUACUGGAUCUUCUAUGUGCAUUUUUAAAAGAACACAAGUUCAAAUUACGCUUAUUUUAAAUUAUUGGAUGGGUUGAA